Aspergillus calidoustus is the source of this 1530-nucleotide messenger RNA. NCBI's taxonomy places the organism in Eukaryota, Fungi, Ascomycota, Eurotiomycetes, Eurotiales, Aspergillaceae. The record is from the annotation of a GenBank genome assembly.
AUUCUGUUCCUGAGGAAGGAACAUCCGCGCAAUGCUUGUACCGAAACCUCUCCGGCGCUUUGUUGCUGCCGCUAUUUUUCUCCUGCUCCUCCUGGGCUGGAAACUAUUAGCACGAGACAGGGAGCCUGACUUCAAGCAUAUCCGCCAUCAGUACCCCAUGCUCCUGCGGUACAUUGAAGGCAAAAAGGGCAGUGGUGGAGCUUGGCACAUCCCCGAGUCCUGGACGAGAGACUCGCCAACAACCCCGGCCCCGCAAUCCAUCAUCGGCGCCGCAGACCUCGCCUUGAAUCUCACCUCCGAAGCACAUCGACAACUACCCCGCUCUGCCAUCCCACGCAUCAUACACCAGACAUGGAAGGAUACCAGGGUGGAGACGUGGCCAAGCACGUUCCGCAACAGCGCAGAGAAGUGGCUUGCCGUCGUGGACGAGGGUGACCUAGCCUAUAUGUUCUGGGACGACGAGGGCGUUGCACAGUUCAUCCGGUACUUUGAGCCAGAUCUCGAGGCGGAGUUCUACGCGCUCCCGACCAAGGUCGAGCAGUCGGAUGUCUUUCGCGUCCUUGUUUGCAAGUGGCUCGGUGGUGUUUACGUCGACAUGGACACCGAACCCCUGCAGUCCCCGCUACACUGGAUCUCCCAACUCGACAUCACCCCCUGGACAGACCUCCAAACCGGGCGCACCUACGUCUCCUCGGAGCCCGUGCGCGCCAUCGUCGGCAUCGAAGCCGACAACGACCCCAGCAGCGACACGUACUGGCGCAUGGGCUACUUCUACCCCGUGCAGCUCACACAGUGGGCCUUUGCGUUCGCGCCGCACCACCCGAUCCUCACGCAGUUCAUCGAGCACCUCUUUGAAUACGUCCGGGACAUCGCCAGGAAGCAUGAUGGGGAUUUGAACUCGGAAGCGACGCAGCUUGAACUCGCGGGCAUUGAUCCCGUUAAUGUGACGGGGCCGAUUGCGUUUACGGAUUCCGUAAGUAGCUGGUUGAAGGGCAAGGCGGAUCUGCGCUGGAAUGCGAUGACCGGGUUGGAGGAUGGCGGGAAGAGCAAGUAUGUGGAGGAUGUGCUGGUUUUGCCGAUUACGGGGUUUAGUCCCGGUCGGGGGUGGAAAGGAAACAUGGGCUCGAAACCAAUCACGGACCCCUCAGCACGGUUGUAUCACCACGCGGAGGGGUCCUGGAGAAGGAUCAGUAUCUCUGUCGAAUAUGGCAAGUUCUGUCGGACGGUGUUUGGUCUGUGUAAGGAUUGGUCCAAGAUUUCGCAUGGCGGGUUCUUUUCAUGACUUGUUUCUUUUGUCUAUAAAAAAUGUAUGAUAUGCACACAGAUACCAGUGUAAUACUAUAUGUGCUCAAGGUUCAUACGCGCGGCAUAGGUCAAGACCAUCUCAGCUUUGUGUCGUUACCAAUGCCAGACUGCGAGAAUGUCCGAAUGGUGUCUGUUGGCCUCUCCCAGAAACUUGCCCAUGCGUCCUUCCCCGAGCCCAACAAGAGUUUCGGGCUCGCAGGGCAAACUUAUGGCUGGCUGGGUGAC